AUGGAUCAUGGCCCUUACGACACUGCAGUAGCCAAUGCUGCUGCUGCUACAGCUAUAGCGGAUCGGUCAGCUUAUAGCGCGGAUCAUGGUGGGCUUGGCGGUCUACUGGCUGCUGAAACCGGUCCUGGUUACAACGGAUACGCCGCGCUGAACGGGGCUGCUUCCAACGGGAAUGCUCUUAACGGGUAUGCUCCAAACGGGGCUGCUUCCAAUGGGCGUGCUCUUAACGGGUAUGCUCUUAACGGGGCUGCUUCCAACGGUCAUGCACUUAACGGGCACGCGGUUAACGGGCAUGCUCUUAACGGGCACGCGGUGCACAGCAGCGCUGGCCAGGACGACAGGAAGCUGGGCUUUGAGUCGACUCAAAAGAAGCUGGGCGCGCCGACAGACGUGGGCGUGGGCAUGCAGAAGGAAUCAGUCGAGUGGGUCAACAUGGUUCUCCACAAGAUGUGGAAGGUCUACCGGCAACCCAUCGAAACCUGGCUGGUAACCAGAAUCCAACGCAGCAUCGACAAGCUUCAACCCACGCUCCCACCGCCGUUCUCCCGGGUGGAAAUCGCGGUUUUCACGCUCGAUUACGAGCCGUCUGCUGUAAGAGCGGUGCAGCAGCGGCCGAGCAGGAAGGCGGAUGACUUGCAGUACCAUGUGGGGGUGCGGUAUACCGGGGACGCGCACUGUAUGAUAAGGCUGCAUCUGGAGGUGUGCGGUUUGAAGUGGUCCGUGCCGGUGGACGUGCAUGACCUGGACGUGGAUGCUGAGGUGUGGGUGAAGCUGCGCCUGACGCCCAAGAAGCCGUUUGUCGCCAGCCUGUCGCUCGCGUUCGUGCGCUUGCCGACCAUCAAGCUGGUGCUAGCACCCUUCCACGUUCUUAAUGUCGUUGGCAUCCCAUUCCUCUCCAAGCUGCUAACGGAGGACCUCCCGCGGCUCCUCGUGCUGCCGCGCCACAUCAGCCUCGACUUCCUGCCACCUGGCAUGGACGCCGACGAGGACACGGACGCCGGCACUGACGUGGGCGCUGACGUGGCUGCUGACGUGGCUGCUGACGUGGCUGCUGGCGUGGCUGCUGGCGUGUCUGCUGGCGUGGGGCAACAGGAAAGAGAGGCGCAGUGGCCGACCGAAGCAGCUGCGUCUUCUGUGGGGGACACAUCCGACGCCUUCAAGGGCGAGCUCUCAGUCACGCUCUGCGAGGCCCGUGCUUCAAGUCGACUCAAAACACCCGCCUCCGCCAUCCACGCGCCCCUCCAGGGAGACACAUCCGACGCCUUCAAAGGCGAGCUCUCAGUCACGCUCUGCGAGGCCCGCAACCUCCCCACCUCGCCGCUCUCCCUCCUCUCCCUCCCCACCACCCAACCUUCCUCCCGCUCCUCCCCUUCCAGCACCUCCCCCUCCAAUCACACCACACCUCCUCUCCGAAACAACAACAACAACAGCAACAACAGCAACAACAGCAACAACAGCAACCCACUGGCGAUUCUCAGCCGGCCGCUGUCGCUCCUGAGUGCCCCGUACUGCCGGCUGGUGUUUGGAGGGGCGGUGGUGGAGAGCAAGAGGAACAGGCAGACGUCGCAUGCUGCAAGCCCUGGGGACCCGGUGUGGAAUCAGGACUUCCUGCCUCUCUCUCUCUCGCUCCUGAGUGACCCGUACUGCCGGUUGGUGUUUGGGGGCGCGGUGGUGGAGAGCAAGAGGAACAGGCAGACGUCGCAUGCGGCAAGCCCCGGGGACCCGGUGUGGAAUCAGGACUUCCUGUUCUGCGUGGAGAGCCCCAAGAGGCAGAAGCUCACAGUGGUGGUUCGGGACUCUGCCUUGUUUCAACGAGACCUGGGCUUCGUGCAGGGGCACCACCGGGUGCAAGGGCCAGCAGCAGCGGCGGAGGCAACAUCAGGAGCAGCAGCAGCAGAACUAUCAGCAGCAGCAGCGGCAGCAGCAGAAGCAGCGGCGGCAGCAGCAGCAGAGUCAGAAUCUGCAAAGAGUGUUGCUAAAGGAGCGAGAAAAGCUGCAGGAGAAGCGCUCAAGAACCUAAGGAACUUGAGAGACCUGAGAAACAGAGACACGGCUACUGCUGGGGAAGCACGCACGCCUGUUGCAGGAGACAAACGGGGGAGGGAAGCAGAGGCAAGUGUCGGCAGAACCAGCACUGGGGGCAGCAGCAGGAGGGGCAGCAAGCGUGCGAGGCUGAAGCAAAUCUCAUCUCAGCUGAAGAGUGUGGUAAAGGCAGGAGCAAAGGCUGCUGCUGGUAACGCGCUCACAACACCACCAGCAGCAGCAGCAGCAGCAGUGGAUGGUGAUGCAGAGGUGGUGAACAGUGGAGGAGACGCAGAUGGGCUGUGGUGGGCAGCUCCUCAAACAGAGGCGCAAACAGAGGUGUGCAGAGAAGACGAGGGAUGGACGGAGGUCUCAGAUGAUGAUGGGGAAGGCAGUUCUGAAGGCGAGGGGGAAGGCAGCUGGGAGUGGGGUGAAGGCGGGGUGUGGAAGGCAGGUUUAGAGGAAGCUUCUCUUGCUGCUCCAACCUUCAAUGGUGCUGCUGCUGCAGACGACCUUUUCGUGCCCAAUGGGGCAGCUUAUAACGGAGCCAAUGGUUUUGCUGCUUAUAUCGAGUCUGCAGACAUCAACGGUCAUGUCAGUAACGGAAAUGCAACGGGUACAAACGGAAGGGCUGCAGGAGCAUCAGCAGCAGCAGCAGCAGCACCAGAGGGAGCAGCAGCAAAUGAGAGAGAAGCAGAAAGGUUGAAUGAGGCUGCUCUUCACGCUGGUGACUCCUGGUGGCUGGAGAAUGAUGCUGUUACAGAACUCUUUGACGUGCUGGAGAGGCACUGA
Closterium sp. Naga37s-1 is the source of this 2814-nucleotide messenger RNA. Lineage: Eukaryota; Viridiplantae; Streptophyta; Zygnematophyceae; Desmidiales; Closteriaceae. The record is from the annotation of a GenBank genome assembly.